GGCAGUACGUGGGGCAGCUGCUGCUGAGGAACGAGGCGGCGCAGGGCGGCCACUCGCCCCUGUCCGACCAGGACUACCUGCUGUUCCUGGAGUCCGAGGAGUGUCGGCUGGUGACUCCGGCGGUGGUGAUCGAUGUGAUGAACUCCGCGCUGCUCAUGCUCAAGGACUGCACGGGCGCCGACCGGCUCCGCAGCCAGCUGGGCGGCAUGAUGGCCUCCGAACACAUCCUGGCCAACAACCUGUCAGCGGCCAGGAAGCUGCUGCUGCAGGUGUGCCACCAGUACCGGCGCGAGGGCUGGCUGCUGCCGCUGCUGCAGUCGCUGGUGGCGCUGCGGGAGGUGGCGCAGCGACUGAAGCUGCCCGCGGAACACCUCUGCUACAGCCUGGAGAUAGCGGCGCUCGCUACACAGGUGCAGGCGCCGCCGCCGCAGCAGCAGCUGGUGCUGACCGACCCGCGGGUCGGUCCCGCGUCUGCGACCGCGUCUGCAUCCAGCAGCAGCGGGACUGCCGCUGCCGCUUUAGGAGGAGGGGGGCGAGGGAGAGGGAGAGGCAGCAGCGGGUGCUUCAUCAGCGCCGCCGCCGCCUCGCAAGCCGCCUGCGCUAGCAGGGUGGUGGAUCCGGCAGCGGCGCUGGCUGCAUGCAGAUCUGCCGUACAGACGUUGGUAACUGGGAUCUCGGAAAUCAAGCAGGGGAUCAUGAAGACGCCGUCGGCGCACAUGUCGGCAGGAACCGCAGCUGCGGCGGGAGGAGGAGGGUCCUCACCUGCGGGUUUGCGAUCUCCUACCGGCGGUGAAGCAGCAGCAGCUGCGGCUGGGGGGAUGGCUUCAACCUCCACCACCAGUAUCAGUGGGGGGCUAAGUCCGGAGUCCAGUGCCACCCAGCUGCUGCCGCCGGCGCCCCCGGGGGCAGUGGGGGUGGGGGCGGGCGGCCUGCCUCGGCACUUCCACUACACGGUGGAGCACCUGGACCUGCGUGAGGCCCAGCGGCGGGCCCGAGAGGCGGGCGACCCCCGCUCCGUGGCGGACAUCAUGCACCGCCACACGCAGCAGGACUACGGAUGGUGCAGAUGCAUCGCGCUAGCUGCCGGCUUCACCUACUCCCGCCCCGACCCGCACACCGCCGACUUCUACCUGGCGCUCUACAACCAGCUGCCGCUGCCGCUGCCGAUAAAGGGGGUGGUGCUGCACUUUGCAGACGACCAGGGUGACAUGUGGGUGCAAGCGCUGCCCGGGGUCAUACCGCCGCACGAGCCGCCCGCAGCGCCCCUGCCGCAGCACGUGGGUGCCGCGCUGGACUCCGCCACCCACUCCUUCCACCACCUGCACCUCAACUCGCUGCUGAGGCCGCAUGACGCGCGACUGCAGCAGCAGCAACAACAAGGGGGUGCUGCGGGGGUGGCAGGCGCUGACGGCUGGGCGGCCCCCGCGGGCGGCAGCACCCGGAGGAGCGACACAGGGGGCGAGCGGGUGCCGGGCCAGCUCCGCCACACCGACGGCCCGCCCUCCUCCUCCUCCUCUGCCAGCGGCUCCACCCUCCUGCACCCACCUCCCCCCUCCACACCCGCACACGCCACCCCCACAUACACCACCACGGGCGCCCCUCCCUCUCCUCCCUCCUCCUCCUCCGCCGCCGCCGCCUCCACCUCCACCUCCUCCCUCCCGCCGCCCCUCCCGCCCCACCGCUGGACGCACUUCUCCGCCCGCCUCAGCCCCCGCUGCCUGGGCCGCCUGCGAGCCGAGAGAGCCAUACUGCUGCUGUCCGACCACGCCACCGUCGUCUUCAAGCUCGCCUCCUUCCCGCCCGCAACCGCCGCCUCGCCCCAACCCGGAGUGCUCACCGGCCCCCUGCUCGCGCCCCCCUCCUCCUCCUCCCCCUCCUCCUCUCUUGCUGCCACUGCGCCACCUCCUCCCUCCACUCCCAACGGCACCACCACCACCACCGCCACCCCUCUCAACCUCCUCAGCGCCGGAGCCUCUGUAGACCAUGCCGCAACCCCCUUCCGAAGCAUCCGCACCUCCUCCUCCUCCUCCUCCUUCCCCCCCGCCUCCUCCUCCUCCUCCCCUGCAGUUUCCCCCGGCCAGCUCUCCCUCUUCGUCGCGCACCUGGGCCCCCUGCCCUCCCUCUCCUACGGCAUCCCCACCGGCCUAGCCCUGCUAGGCGAGCACGCACCCCUGCUAGCGCAGCUCGCCGUACCCCCCGGUGGUCGACCCCUCAUCGGAGCCUCCAUGGAGUUCGUGAUCGGUCGUACGAGCGGGGGGUUGCAGGCGUCGGACAUUGUGUUGGUGGUGGACGAUGCGGCGGGCAGCGGCGGCCUCAUGGCGCUGAACAACGAGCGCUACCGGAUACCGCUGCCUCGUGUGGAGCCGGGCGGGACGCACACGGUGCGGCUGUGGGCGCGGUCGGCGGCGGCGGGGAGCGCCACGGUGGCGGCGGUGCUGCUGUGUCCGGCGCAGGUGACGGCGAGUGCGAGUGUGACGUUUGAGGAGCCGUUUGAGUUCAAGUGCAGGAUGUCCUCCGAGGUGGGGGUGCACACACUGAGCCUGCCGCGACUCUCCGCGCGGGACCUGGGCAGCACGGCGCUCACCAUAGGCCAGCCGGUGAUGGUGACGGCGCUGAUUCGGGCGCUGCAGCCGGCCACCCUGGAGCUAGCCAGCGCGCAGGUCGCCCUGGAGCCCUCCGCCGCCAUCAAGCUGGUGUCCGACCCCAACCAGCAGCUCUCCGCGCACGGCCCCGCCACCCCCAUGCGGCUGGCCCGCGGAGACGUCUUCACGCUGCUGCUGCCCAUCUGCCCCACCGAGCUGCUGGAGCACGGACGCAGCAUGGGGCGACUCAACCUGCGCUGGCGCCGACCCGCGGGUCACGUGCUGCUGCCGGGGAAACCCGGGCAUGGCACGCAGCAGCAAGGGCAGCAGCAGCAGGGGCAGGCAGGGGCGGUGGUUGCAGCGGACAAGAGGACAGGUGAUGAGGCGGCAGCAGCUGACCAGCAGCAAGCGGUGGACCCGCUGGCGGAGCCGUGUCCCGACCCAUGGGUCACCACGGUGCUGGAGCUGCCGCGUGUGACGGUGACGGAGAGCCUGCUGACGGCGCGCACGCUGGGGCCGGCGCAGAUCACUGCGGGCAUGGCCUUCACCUACUCGCUGCAGCUUCAGAACUUCAGCCCCACCCCGCUGGAGCUGAUGAUCACGCUGAUGGACGCGCCCGGCUUCACCUGCGCCAACGAGCGCAGCCCCUCCCUCACCGUGCCCCCUCGGGAGCGGGCCGGCGUGUCGUGGCAGCUGGUGGCGGGGCUGCCGGGCCACCAGCUGCUGCCGGGGGUGCGGCUGCUGGCGCCGCGACACAACUGCGCGCUCACCACGCAGAGCCCGCAUGUGUAUGUGCAGCCGUUUUGAGGAGGC
Messenger RNA from Astrephomene gubernaculifera, 3395 nucleotides. The record is from the annotation of a GenBank genome assembly. NCBI's taxonomy places the organism in Eukaryota, Viridiplantae, Chlorophyta, Chlorophyceae, Chlamydomonadales, Astrephomenaceae.